This is a messenger RNA of Bacillus rossius redtenbacheri, 876 nucleotides long. RefSeq names its product octopamine receptor beta-1R-like. Gene Ontology annotation, biological process: adenylate cyclase-activating adrenergic receptor signaling pathway. The record is from RefSeq and is a predicted model, not a curated record. The transcript is spliced from 3 exons. Lineage: Eukaryota; Metazoa; Arthropoda; Insecta; Phasmatodea; Bacillidae. Gene Ontology annotation, cellular component: plasma membrane. Gene Ontology annotation, molecular function: octopamine receptor activity.
AUGCGCCACCACGCGCAAUCUGCGCGUUACGGAACGCGGGUUUCCGCGCGUCGCCGGAGAUCCGGCGGGGGACGUCAGAACGGCGCAGCGGAAGAAGAGGAAGAAGGAGAUGAAGAAGAUGAAGAAGAAGAAGAAGGACGACCGGGGCGGAGACGGAAGUUCCGGCGCCCGAGCGCGGGAAGACGUGACGUCGCGAGAAAAGAAGCAGGACCAAAAUUUGUGUAUAAACGUGAUACAAUGUUGUGACGUUUCAGGAGCAAGGUAGCGGCAGCGCUGCUCAACAAGCACCUGCAAAUAAACGGCAUCACCGCCGGCCUCACGUCCAUGCAGCAGCCCUUCGACGGCAGCGCCAGCCUGUCGACCUCGGAGGCGGAGCCCAUCGCCACCAGCAGCAAGAUGAGGCGCGAGCGCAAGGCGGCCAGGACCCUGGGCAUCAUCAUGUCUGCCUUCCUUGCCUGCUGGCUGCCGUUCUUCCUCUGGUACAUCAUCACGUCGCUGUGCGGCGCGGACCGCUGCCACACGCCGCCCGUCGUCGUGGCGACGGUCUUCUGGAUCGGCUACUUCAACUCCGCGCUCAACCCGCUCAUCUACGCCUACUUCAACCGCGAGUUCCGCGUCGCCUUCAAGAAGACGCUGCAGUCGUGCUGCGCGGCGGCCGCGUGCCGGCGGUGGGCGGUGGCGGGGGGCGGGGGCUCCGGAGGCGGCGGGGGCGGCGGUGGGGGCGGGCGCCGCGACCCCAACAACAGCAACGCGUCCUCCGACAUCCACCUGGGCGGCGGGCAGCUGGUGCGGGGGCUGAGCGCCUCAGCGAGCGGCGGGCUGGCGGGCAACGUGAGCGAGGUGGAGACGGUGGGCCAGUCGGAGGCCGUCAUCUGA